GGCGCCUCCCCGCCCCAGGCGAGGAGAUUUCCCCUCGUUGCGAUGAAUCACCAUCCGGCUGGGAGGGAUUCUUCUCUCGGGACACUUGGCAGAGGAGUUGCAGCUGAGGGCGGGCAUUCCUCCUUCGGCCGGGGCGAGCCACCAUCAUGUCUGGGAUCGCAGCGAAAGUGGCCAAAGACCGGGCGGUGGCCCAAGGGCUGGGCUCCAACCAGAAGGCGGUCAAGUACCUCCGGCAGGACUUCGGGGCGCUCAGGGACGAGUGCCUGGAGGCCGGGAAGCUCUUCCAGGACCCCUCCUUCCCCGCCGGGCCCCCCGCCCUGGGCUUCAAGGAGCUGGGACCCCACUCCGCCAAGACCAAGGGCAUCGUCUGGAAGAGACCCACGGAGUUAUGUUCCAAUCCUCAAUUUAUUGUUGGAGGGGCCACUCGGACUGAUAUCUGCCAGGGAGCUUUAGGAGACUGUUGGCUUCUGGCUGCCAUUGCUUCUCUCACGCUAAAUGAAGAAAUUCUGGCUAGAGUUGUUCCCAGUGAUCAGAGCUUUCAAGACAGAUAUGCAGGGAUCUUCCAUUUCCAGUUUUGGCAGUAUGGAGAAUGGACGGAUGUGGUGAUUGAUGACAGGCUGCCAACCAAAAAUGGGGAGCUCCUUUUUGUCCACUCAGCAGAAGGGACUGAGUUCUGGAGUGCACUGUUGGAGAAGGCCUAUGCCAAGGUGAAUGGGUCUUAUGAGGCUCUCUCUGGAGGAAGCACUACUGAGGGCUUUGAGGACUUCACGGGUGGAAUUGCAGAGUGGUAUGAACUGAGAAAAGCUCCACCAAAUCUGUUCAGGAUCAUCCAGAAAGCUCUUCAAAAAGGUUCUCUCCUGGGAUGUUCUAUCGAUAUCACAAGUGCUGCUGAGACGGAGGCAGUCACAACACAGAAGCUGGUUAAAGGGCAUGCGUACUCUGUAACGGGUGCAGAAGAGGUCAGUUUCCGUGGCAGUCUGCAAAAAUUGAUCAGAAUCCGAAAUCCCUGGGGAGAAGUGGAAUGGACUGGGAAAUGGAACGAUAAUUGCCCAAGCUGGAGUAAUGUCGAUCCUGAAGUGAGAGACAGACUAACCAAGAAACAUGAAGAUGGAGAAUUUUGGAUGUCAUUUGAUGAUUUUCUGAGACAUUACUCACGCCUUGAGAUCUGUAACUUGACUCCAGACACCCUGACCAAUGACAACUACAAGAAAUGGAGCCUCAAUUUGAUGGAUGGGAACUGGAGAAAAGGAUCCACUGCUGGUGGAUGCAGAAAUUAUCCUGAUUCAUUUUGGAUGAAUCCACAAUAUUUGAUUAAACUUGAGGAAGAAGAUGAAGAUCCAGAUGAUCCUGAGAAGGGCUGCACCUUUCUGGUUGGACUGAUUCAGAAACACCGCCGGAAGCAACGGAAAAUGGGAGAGGAUAUGCAUACCAUUGGCUUUGCCAUCUAUGAGGUUCCUCCACAGUCUUCAGGCCAAACCAGCGUCCAUCUGAGCAAAAAUUUCUUUCUGACAAACCGAGCAAAAGAACGAUCAAACACCUUCAUCAACCUCCGAGAAGUGUUGAAUCGCUUCAAGCUUCCCUCAGGGGAGUAUAUUAUUGUGCCAUCAACAUUCGAACCCAACAAGAAUGGGGAUUUCUGCCUCCGAGUCUUCUCUGAAAAGAGUGCGGAUUCACAGAUUGUUGAUGAUGAAAUUGAGGCCAACAUUGAAGAGAAAGAAGUCACUGAAGAUGAAAUUGAACCCAGUUUUAAGAAACUAUUUGGACAAUUAGCUGGAGUGGAUGCUGAGAUCUCAGCCUUUGAACUGUGUAAUAUUCUGAAAAAAGUGAUGGCAAAACGCCAAGACAUUAAAUCUGAUGGCUUCAGCAUUGAAACAUGUAAAAUCAUGGUUGAUCUAUUAGAUACAGACGGAAGUGGUAAACUGGGGCUGAAGGAGUUUCAUAUUCUUUGGACAAAGAUUCAGAAAUACCAGAAAAUUUAUCGGGAAAUGGAUGUUGAUAGUUCUGGAACCAUGAAUGCCUAUGAGAUGAGGAAAGCUUUAGAACAAGCAGGCUUUAAGCUGGAUUGUCAGUUGCACCAAAUCAUUGUGGCUCGUUUUGCUGAUGAGCAGCUGAUCAUUGAUUUUGACAAUUUUGUUCGGUGCUUGAUUCGGCUAGAAACCUUGUUCAAGAUAUUUAAGAAAUUGGACACUGAGAAAACUGGAACAGUACAGAUGAAUCUUGUCUCUUGGGUGUGCUUUACUAUCAUCUGAAGAAGGAAUGCAUCUCAUUUGAAAACUUCUGUCGGGACCAGAACAUCAUUUUAAGACCAAUGUCAAGAAAUCAAAGAAACUACUUAUAUUUUAAUGCUGCUGUAUACCUUCGAUUGAUGAAAUGGUUUGCCUGAGGGUGGGGGGAUGCUGGAAAAAUAAAAUGAUUCCACAAUGGGAGUUAGUUAACUUGACAAAUUCAUUAUACAAACAUUAACUUUAUAUGCAAAAGUUUGCUUCAGCUGCUUCAAAGUGUGCUAUAAAAAAGUAAACAAAACACAGCUCAGCCCAGAUCUUUUAAGAAACUGGCAGGUGAACGCCACCUCCCUGAAAGAAAGAUAAUAUAUUUCAUUCUGCUUUUAUUAAGCAUUAUAAACACUAAACAAGUAUCUUAAUGCUAGGCAAUAAAGCAGUUACAUAGUGAGCUUCUUAUUGUGAUUUUAUCAAGCACUGAUUUUCAAACAACUGAAAUUUAACUCAUAAUAUUUAAUAAAUGCAUUUGUCACUGAAAUAUAGGAUGGUAACUGUGCCAUGUAUCUACAUGACAUCCUAUAAUUUUUAUUUUCUUCUAAUGAUUUUAAGUUUUAUGUUCUUUUAAAAUAUGGACUAUCAGUUGAUAAAUCAAAGUAGAACUACCCGUUUUAUCAGCAAGAUGUCUAUAUAACUCAAAAAAGCUUUGCAUUUGCGCAGACUGCAACAAAUGCCAGAUUAAUUUCAGAUACAUGUACAGAUAAAAUGGCAGCAGGGGAUCAUAAUUUUAAAAUGUAUGUUUCACUUACAACACAAAGCAAUUAACUUAUAUAAGUCAUUUUCUUUUCAUCAGGGGUUGAACAAUACUUGUACUUCCUAAUUUAGAAGGGUUUAAAAAUAUUAAGCCAGUAGAGCUAGCAAUUUUUUUAACUGUUAAGAGUGCAAUAAAUUUCUUGGGAUACAGUG
Messenger RNA from Anolis sagrei ordinatus, 3182 nucleotides. Its product is annotated as calpain-2 catalytic subunit. Gene Ontology annotation, molecular function: calcium ion binding; calcium-dependent cysteine-type endopeptidase activity. Lineage: Eukaryota; Metazoa; Chordata; Lepidosauria; Squamata; Anolidae. Gene Ontology annotation, biological process: proteolysis. The record is from RefSeq and is a predicted model, not a curated record. Gene Ontology annotation, cellular component: cytoplasm.